AACCUCUCCCAUCACUUCUUCCUCCCCGCCCGCCGCGAUGCACUCCGCACUGACCCCCAACACCGCCGCGUUCCUCGAGUACAUCUCCCCGGGCGACGCCCCCACGUCGGCGCCCCCCGCCGCCCUCUUCAACAACAUGCCCGUCCCAGGCCGCGACACCCCCGAGGACACCCCCCCCUCCGCCUCCACACACGACUCCCAGCUCAACGAACACCCCGCCCCCUCCGACGACUCCGACUCUCUCACCCCAGAGAUCGCCCUCGGUCCAGCAGACGACCCAGCUAACAAGGACACGCUCGCCGGCAACGGAGCGAACAAGCGGAAGGCCGGCAGGCCGAGUGCGGUAGUAGACGACGACGACGAGGAUGCUUCGGACUCGGAUCUUCCAUCGGGGCACGAGGACAAGAAACAGCACGGGGCUGGCAGAGCUGCCGCCGGCUCGGCCUCUGGUUCAGGGAGGAAAGGAGGUCGAAAAUCCGGCGGAGGUGAAGGUGAUGGAAAGAGAGAGCUGAACAAGUCCGAACGACGGAAGGAGCAGAAUCGCGCUGCUCAAAAGGCAUUCAGGGAGAGGAGAGAGGCCAAAGUCAAGGAUCUCGAGGACAAGGUGGCAGAGCUCGAAAACAAAGCAUACGGCACGCAGAUUGAAAAUGAAAACCUCCGGGGCAUCCUCAAGCGUCUGCAGGAAGAAAAUGUCGCUCUCAAGCAGUCCGCAUUUACAUUCUCCAUGCCCGUUAACAGUCGCAGCUCUACAAACAGCAACAAUGGCAACUUUUCCGUUCCCGCUCCCCAGAAUCCCAAACCUCUUACACCGCCACAGAGUAACAACGAUGAUAGUUUGAAGAGCGUUAAUGAUGUUCCUAUGCUUGCUCACCGCCAUUCAUCGACCAACACCGUCAGUGAUAAUAGCUCAGAGUCUCUCGUGUCCCUCCGCAGUUCAGAUCGCACUCCUCCCGCUCUGUUUUCCGAUCAUUUUAAUACGUAUGCUCUCGGUGCAAUACCCGUUCCCCCGCCUUCUUCAUCAUCUCAACCUGUUCAAAAAUACCCCUCCGCUUCAAACGGACAGCAGUCCAUGUCUUCCAACUCCAAUUCAUCUGGUGUCAUUUCGCCUCCUUCUGCCGAUCAGUCCGAGUUCAACGCUCUUUGGGAAAGCCUGUAUCCAAACGACGUGGGGAAUCUUCUCAGCCAGAAUACAAACCAGAAUCAAGGCGGUCCAUUCACUCUACUCAAUUCGCAGCCCGACUCCAUGUCGUUUGCAUCGGCCGGCAACAGCAUGAAUGACUUGUUCAACUUUGGCGCACCAUCUGCUUCCAUCUCUACUUCCGCUCGACCCUCUGUCAAUCCUGCCCCUGCCUCUGUGACCCAAUCGGCGAACCACAUUACCCAAAAUUUGGGGGCUACCGGCCAAGCGUCUGAUUGGAAUCGAUUUGCUUUCAGAGAGCCCACAGCUGAGGCAUCAGCUCCCAAUUGGGAUGUAACGGACAACAGCGUCAACGAGUUCCUCGCUUCCCUGUCUGGUGAUACCACCACCGACACCACUGCCAACGAUUAUCUAAACAAUGACGACGAAGCAUUCAACGCUCAGCUGCGCAAGAUCUUUGGUACUGACAAUUCUCCUUCCGCUGCCUUCAACCUUCCGUCAACUAGCUUUAGCCCCAACAAUUACCUCAACAUGUCUCCUUCGCCCGUGAUGCCCCUGUCCAACUCCCAGUCCCCUCAGUCAUCGGAUUCAAGGUCCAAUACCAAUAUCUCCUCUGGACGCGGUAAUGAUAUCUCAAUGAUCGACUCUCCCGAGUACUCGAUGGGAUCGUCUCGCACAAGCGUGUCCCACGAGAGUACCGAUUUGCAGCAAGGAAAAAUCUCCGCUAUUCGCAGCCUGAAGGAAUAUGCUUGCAAAGCGGACAAUGAAGUCAUCCAUGUAGUGGAUGAGAAAGGGAGGGUUAUCAAGCCCUCGGAACUCUGGAUGAGAUUCGGGAUGCAGCAUGAGAACCCAACAGAACAUUUGCUUAUCGAUGAUUUGUGUGAUCAAAUGCGUGCCAAGGCGACGUGUAAGGAUGGCAAACUGCAGCUGGACAUAACAGACGCCGCUGUUCUCUUUCAAAGGGGCGAAGGACAACCCCACUCGUAUGCUGAAAAGAUGGUGAAAAAAGCGGCGAAUCAUUCGUCAUAGAUUGUUCUGUUUGUGGAACAAAGGUUCGUUUUUUAUUUUUAUUUAGAUCAUAACUAUUAUUAUAACCACGAGUCUCUUUCGUUUUUGUCUCCCUUAUUUUGUUUUUCCGUUUUGGGUGGGAGUAAGGCUUGACUUUCUGUCAUAUUCUGCUAUUUCCCAUUCUUUCUGUUCCAACCUUUUUGCUUUUUUUUGGAAUCAUUUCUUCACCGUUUUCUUUCGCAUGUACAAUAUGUAUAGUAAGCAAGAUCCGGAUGCUUGGUACUCUUGUACUAUCCUGUACCAUAAUAGACACUCUUCAAAAACUCAGUAU
Cryptococcus deneoformans JEC21 is the source of this 2477-nucleotide messenger RNA. RefSeq lists its product as hypothetical. The record is from RefSeq and is a predicted model, not a curated record. Bases 38 to 2167 code for a protein of 709 amino acids. Gene Ontology annotation, molecular function: transcription cis-regulatory region binding; DNA-binding transcription activator activity, RNA polymerase II-specific. The transcript has 5 exons. Gene Ontology annotation, cellular component: RNA polymerase II transcription regulator complex. NCBI's taxonomy places the organism in Eukaryota, Fungi, Basidiomycota, Tremellomycetes, Tremellales, Cryptococcaceae.